UCCCCACCCAUCUUUGUUCCUCUUCUCGGCCCCGAGGCUCGGAGGGCCGGGCAGGCCGCCGCCGAAAACUACAACUCCCGGCAUGCCAAGCGGUCCCGCCCGCUCGCUCCGAGGGAGAGGUCACAGGGUCAAGCCCGGCGGCGCUCUUCCGCGGAGCCCCUCCAUCCGUCCUGCGAUUGGCUGGGCGCCCGUCAAUCACCCCCAGGGCUGCUUGCGAUUGGCCAGUGCGGCCUGCAGGGCGGGGACUCCGCUCCGUUUCGCCGGAGCCUUUUAAAGAGCGGGACGGAGGUGGUCGCGGUUCCCUUUCUCUUCCUUUGCCUCCUCUGCCUGCAGCUGUUGCCCCGUCGGCUGCGGCCUGGAACCUCCACUAUGGCGGUCAUGGGCGUGCAGCUGGUGGUGAGCCUGCUCACGGCCAGCCUCAUGCAGAGGCUGGCUCCCCACUACUCCUUCGCCCGCUGGCUCCUCUGUAACGGCAGCCUGUACCGAUACAAGCACCCGUCAGAGGAGGAGCUGCGGGUCUUGGCUGGGAAGCAGAAGCCCAGAGCCAAAAAGGAACGACGGCUGAAUGGUGUGAGUGAGGAGAAACCCCUGUCUGUCCCCCGGGACAUCAGCCUGCACCUAGAGACCAGCCCCAUCACCGCCGUGGACGCUCUCGUGCUGCGAUACUUCCUGGAGUACCAGUGGUUUGUGGAUUUCGCCCUGUACGCCAGCGGCGUCUUCCUCUUCACCGAAGGCUACUACUGCCUGGUGGACCGGGCCAAGGAGGUCAACAUCGGUGUGCUCUGGUGCCUGCUCACGGUCGUCUUCUCCGUGAAGGUGUUCUUCAUGGUGAUGCGCCUCUACUUCCGCUCGGAGGAGGGCGGGGAGCGCUCCGUCUGCUUGACCUUUGCCUUCCUCUUCCUGCUGUUGGCCAUGGUGGUGCUGGUGGUGCGUGAGGAUAUCCUGGAGUUCGGCCUCGAGGCUGGCCUGGCCAGCGUCACUCGGAACCUGGAGGCGUUGCUGAAGCAGCGAGGCUGGGAGUGGUCUAUCCCCAUCACCAAGCUGACCUUCAAGCUGGGGCUGGUAGCCCUCUGCUCCUUCCUCGGCGGGUGUCUCACCUUCCCGGGCCUCCGGCUGGCACAGACGCACCUGGACGCGCUCAAGAUGGCGGCCGACCGGCCCUCGCUCCAGGUCCUGCUCCAUGCCAGCUUCCUGGCCCCGGUGUUGGUGCUGUGCCUGUGGAUCAAGCCCAUUGCUCGAGACUUCCUGCACCACGCCCCCAUGGGGAAAACGGCCAUCCAGCUCCUCUCGGACUCGGCGUUCGACUCUGCCCGUCUCUGGACCGUGGUGGCGCUGUGCCUUCUGCGCCUGGCGGUGACCCGGCCCCACCUGCAGGCGUACCUGUGCCUGGCGGAGCGCUGGGUGGAGCAGCUGAAGAAGGAGGCCGGGCGCAUCACCACGCUGGAGAUCCAGCGCCGGAUUGCCCGCAUUUACUGCUAUGUCUCAGUGGUGAGUCUGCAAUACCUGGGACCCAUCAUCCUCACCCUCCACUGCACGCUGCUGCUCAAGACCCUCGGCGGUUACUCCUGGGGCCUGGGCGCCGUGCCCCCGGCCCCCUCCUUGCCUGCCACGGCCCCGGCAGCCGGCCGACUCUCUUCCAGCCCGCCCGAGGAGGACGGGGAGGAGGACGACGUUCAGGCGACGGUGGAACAGAUCACGGGAGUCCUGGGGGCGCUGAGCGGCCUCUUCACGCCCCUCUUCUUCCGCGGCCUCUUCGCCUUCCUCACCUGGUGGACGGCCGCCUGCCAGGUGGUCACCAGCCUCUUUGGCCUCUAUUUCCACCAGUACCUGGCGGUGUCCUAACCCCUCCCCCGGGGUGGGGCGUAACUGAGGGGUUUGGAGGGGCGGGGGGACCGGAGGGCCAGAAGAGGCUGGACAACUUGGAUCUCGGGCACCCCUGCCUCCUCCUCUUCCCUCCCACGAGUGCCAGAGGACAGGGGCAGGAAGGUAGUGCCGGGCCAGCAAGGAGCUCAGGACUCGGGGGCUCCAGGCUGACUCCUGCCCGGAGGAGGCGGGAAGAUGCAGUGGCUCAGCCGCUUGCCCAUUCCCCUGUGCACUAGCAGGGAGCCUCUGGGCCGGGACCGCCGAUCCCCGGAAAAGGUGUGUGUGUGGGGGAUGUUAACGUCCCUCCCGAAGGUGGCUCCCCCCUCCACCCCCGCUCCUCACGGCCGCCCUCGGCCUUUCAUCGGUGCCUUGCGACACUCCCCUUCUCCAGGCUUAGAGGCUGCGGCGGUGCCGGGGAAGAUUGCCCGCCCCAGGAGAAGGGGCUAGGGGACGGAGGGCUACCCCUCCCAGGCUCAGCAUCUCACUCGGAAGAGGCCGUCGCCUGUCCCAGGGCCCUCCACCCCAGCUCCUCCUCGGAACCCGGUUAGUGUGAGUCUGGCAGGGGUGCGGAGGACAACCUGGAGCGCAUGGCGUUAAGGUCUGAGUCGGUCUCACUGAGAACAGAGAGCGCCGAUCUCUGGCUGGGCGGUCCCCAAGAACCGGCCAAGCGCUGUCCCCGUGGAAGAGGGGGUCAGGUCCCUGGCCCUCAGGCACUAACGGCCCCAGCAGAGCUCCCCCACUCCCUAGGACUGGCUGACCGUGAGCACGGCCCCUGAAGCGGCUCACGUGGCCCUUUCUUUUCAUUCAAUAAAGGGAAGAAUGUUUUUGUCCCC
Molecule: messenger RNA, 2696 nt
Organism: Ornithorhynchus anatinus (platypus)
Lineage: Eukaryota; Metazoa; Chordata; Mammalia; Monotremata; Ornithorhynchidae
Gene: TMEM161A
Product: transmembrane protein 161A
Exons: 12
Coding region: 370-1842 (490 amino acids)
Source: RefSeq, a predicted model, not a curated record